AUGUCUGCCGCCGAAGCUACCGAGCCCAAGGUCGAGGAGACCAAGCCCGCCGAGACCACCGGUGAGGCCGAGAAGCCUGUGACCUCCUCCGCCGUUUUCUCCAUGUUCGGAGGUGGUGCCAAGAAGGAGAAGAAGGAAGACGAGGAGCAUACUAACAUGACCUCACAGGCCGACGAAGAAGCCCCCGAGUCCGAGGAUGUCCACUUCGAGCCCGUCAUCAAGCUGACGGAGAAGGUCGAGGUCCAGACUAACGAGGAGGCUGAGGAGCAGCUCUUCAAGAUGCGCGCCAAGCUGUUCAAGUUCGUCAAGGAGACAACUGAGUGGAAGGAGCGUGGCACCGGUGACGUCCGCCUGUUGAAGCACAAGGAGAACGGCAAGACCCGUCUCGUCAUGCGCCGUGACAAGACCCUCAAGGUCUGCGCCAACCACUACAUCGUUCCCGAGAUGAAGCUGUCCCCCAACGUCGGCUCCGACCGCAGCUGGGUGUGGAACGCCGCCGCCGAUGUCAGUGAGGGUGAGGCCGAGGCUGUUACCCUGGCCAUCCGCUUUGCCAACUCCGAGAACGCCAACCUUUUCAAGGAUUCUUUCCUCAAGGCCCAGAAGGACAACGAGGAACUCUUCAAGGCUGCCGAGAGUGCCUCUGCCCCCGCCGACGAGUAA
Molecule: messenger RNA, 660 nt
Organism: Colletotrichum spaethianum
Lineage: Eukaryota; Fungi; Ascomycota; Sordariomycetes; Glomerellales; Glomerellaceae
Product: Ran-specific GTPase-activating protein 30
Exons: 5
Coding region: 1-660 (219 amino acids)
Biological process (GO): nucleocytoplasmic transport
Cellular component (GO): nuclear pore; cytoplasm
Molecular function (GO): GTPase activator activity
Source: RefSeq, a predicted model, not a curated record